AUGAGUAAAUAUGAUGACCAACUUUUAAAGGAAACAUACGUGCAGGAACUUUCGCAUAGUUUUGAGACACUCUCAGUGAUAACAUUCGAUACUGACUAUCUAAAUAAACUUGUAACAUUGCUAUUAAAGUCUAAUACAAUUAAUAUUAAAGGUUUAUCUACAUGGAUUCGAAAUGUGAUAUUUCUCCAAUUUGCUAAACUAAUGCCAUCUAACAUGAAAACUCAGCACUUGACAAUUAUAAAAGCUUCCAUUAUUGAAAGCAACAUCAGAGCAAUGUUACAAAUAAUAGAGAGUCAUUGCAAUUACUUAGAAACCUCUCUAGGUAUCAACAAUUUAGGACAUGAGUUGAAUUCGAAAAUUUUAUCUUCAUUUAAUGAGGUCAUCUCCAAGAAUUAUAAUACAUUUAGUGAAUCAUUAAAGGUUGAAAUUGACAAUUAUAUUAAUAGUCUAGAUUCAUUAUCAUCUAAUAAAUUUUAUGCUAUUAUUGAUUUCUCUGUUGAAUAUCACAUUUUGAACCAAGAUAAUGUCGAUAAAUUUUUAAACAGGUCAUUGAAUGUAAAAGGUUUAAAUUCUAAACUACCCUUUGUUGCAGAGGCUAUGAUGUGGAAAAGAAGACUCGAAAUUUUUGAAUAUCUAUAUCAGAUAAACUUAAUACCAAGCAUUUAUCCAGCAUAUUCUAACUAUAAUAUAAUCUUUAAAGGAUUUUUUAAUGAUAUAAGCUUAACGAAGUUGUCUCAACAUGAUAUUGGUACGUUAUUGUUUUCUGGAAUGAACAUAGAUGAUCCGUUAAUCCAACUGUUUGUAAAAUCAAGAUGCAUUACACAAGACAAGAAUAUAGACAUACUUCUGCAUUCUAUUUAUUUAAUAGACCCUUAUAUUGCUGACAUAGGUGAAGAUGUUGAAAAUAAAAUAAGUAUGCAUAACCAAGUAUUAGUUGAUAAAAUAAUUCAACUAUUACGUUCAACUUAUGCUAAUUCGAUGAUGUUAGAAGAGGACGAUAUACAUCAAAGAUUCAAUCUAUUUUUAAAUUCACAAUACAAAGAAAAUUAUAACAUUUUAAAAGAUGGAGCUUCGCCCACUAAUCCUUAUUUAAUGGAACUUUGUGAGUCUAUCCCAUCUUUCAUUUUUCAUUAUAUGCCAUACCCUGAAGUUUACUUUGAAAAAUACUAUUUACCAUCACUGUUCAGAAGAAUUCUCAUGUUAAAUGAUUCAUUUCCAAGAUUAUUUAAAGAUAAACGAUGCUUAGAAAAUCAAAUAUUGACAUACGUGAAUAAUUAUUAUAAGGCAAAUCCAAAUACCAAUAUUUUUAUCAAUAUAAAGAGAAUUUUCUCACUUAUAGAUGUUGCAAGUACGUCAUUCAUUAACCAUCCUCAAAAAUUGGUUGGAUUAUCACUAAAUACCCUUAUCUUAAAAGAAAGUAUUUAUAGAGAAACGGAUAUACAUAAAAUAAAUGAUUCGAUAUGUUGGCCAAAUCAAGAACUUCAAAACAUUUGGGACACCAUUAAAGAUCGAUAUCAAAAAGAAGGCAAAAUUCUGAAAAAUUCUGCAAGUUAUCACAUUAUUGAAACUUCUACGCCAUUCAAAUUAUCAAAUGGUGAUACAAUGAGGUUAAUUACCAAUCUUACGAUGGCUAGCAUAUUACAAUUAUUUAACGAUAAUUUGAAUUUGACUCAACAAGCUAUCCAAUUAGCACUGAUUAAGGACACUAAUUCAAAAUAUUGUUUCAGUGGUGAAAUUGACACUAAUUUAAAGAAACUAGCAAAGAGAGGAAUUUUAGCAUAUAAUAAAACUUUUAAGACUUAUUCCAUCAACAACACUUUUAAGCCCGGUCCUAAGACCGAACAAACUGGUAGAUUAAGGUGUUUUUAA
Molecule: messenger RNA, 1869 nt
Organism: Tetrapisispora phaffii CBS 4417
Lineage: Eukaryota; Fungi; Ascomycota; Saccharomycetes; Saccharomycetales; Saccharomycetaceae
Exons: 1
Coding region: 1-1869 (622 amino acids)
Source: RefSeq, a predicted model, not a curated record